This is a messenger RNA of Mus musculus (house mouse), 6483 nucleotides long. Its product is annotated as predicted gene 7072. The record is from RefSeq and is a predicted model, not a curated record. Gene Ontology annotation, cellular component: nucleus. Bases 3296 to 5365 code for a protein of 689 amino acids. Gene Ontology annotation, biological process: regulation of DNA-templated transcription. The transcript has 8 exons. Lineage: Eukaryota; Metazoa; Chordata; Mammalia; Rodentia; Muridae.
AUGAUGUUUGCACAGAAUUCUGCAUCUUUCAAAUGAUAGUUAAAAUUAAUAUUCCUCAAAAUAUUCCACCAGACAUAAACAGAAGGAACAUCCCACAAUUUAUUUUGUGAGGCUUCAGUUAUGCAGAUACCAAUCCACAAAAAGUGCUAAAGAGAAUUCCAGAACCUUAUGAAUAUACAUGCAAAAAUACUCAUAAUACACUUACAAGAAUAAAUAAAAAGUAUCAGUAAACACAGUCAAGCUUACUGUGUCUGAAAGAUGAAGGGAUAGUUUAAAAUACAAGAAUCAAUAAAAAUAAUCCACCAUACUGAAAAAAAGAACCGAAGAAAAAAAGGUAUGUUCAUCUCAUAACAUGCAGAAAUGGCCUUCGUCAAAAUAGAACACCCCUUCUCCAUAAAUGUCCUGUAAAUAUAAAAGAUUCAGGAGACAUAACUGAACAUAAUAAAGGCAGAUUACAGCAACCUUAAAACCAAGAUCAAAUUAAAUGAAUAGAAACUCAAACAAUUCCAGUAAAAUCUCUAUUUAACAUAGUACUUGAAGUCUUAGCUAGAGCUGUAUGACAGCUGAAGGAGAUUAAUAAGACACAAUUUGGAUGGCAAAGAAAGAAUUAAAAAUACCCUAUUUAUAAUUGAUAUGAUAGUAUACAUAAGUGACCCAAGAAUUUCCACCAAGAAACUCCUAUAACUCAUAAACACCUUCCCCAAAGUAGCAAAAUAGAAAAUUAAUGCACAAAAAUCAAUAGCCUUCCAUUAUACAAAUGACAAACUGAAUAAAGGAAAAAAUCAGGAAAACAACACCUUUCACAGUAGCCUCAAAAAAUAUUAAGUAUGUUGGUGUUAACUCUAUGCUGUUGAGGUUCUGUGUUUUGCUCAUAUUGUAAUGCUAGAUAGUGGCCCAAGGCCUGGUUGCCUCCUAGGGAUCAGAGAUUCUGCAGGUACUCAAGUGAUGCACUUUAUCCUUACCCCCAAAGUUAUCACUGAUUGGUGAAUAAAGAUGCCUACAGCUAAGAGAUGGGCAGAAGAGAAAGAGGCUUGGUGGGGAGGUGUGUUAGAGAAGAACCCUGGGGAGAAAGAAGGUGGAAGUAGAGGAAGCCACCAUGGGCUAAGAGUCUUAGAAUAAUGGCCAUGUUGACUGGCCAAUUGGAGUUCAAAGCAGCCCUGAUGAAACAUGGCAAAAUAUAGUGGGAUUAAUAGUUGGGAAAUAGACACAGUAGUAGCAAAGAUGAUAUAUACAUUCCUAGUUCUAGCACUGAUAAAGGCAUAUUAUGAAGAUUGUGUAUGUCUUUUACCUUGGAAUUGAAUAAUCAAAACCUGGGUAGAAACAACAGUUGAGAUUAUAUGUUUUCCACAACACAUUUCAAACAAUUGUAAGACUUCUAUGAUAAAAGAUUCAAGUUUUUGAAGACAGAAAUUAAAGAAUAUACUGGACUGUGGAAAGAUCUCCCAAGCUUGUGGAUGAGGAGGAUUCACAUAGUAAAAUUGGCCAUCCUACCAAAAGAAAUCUAUAUAUUCAAUGCAUUCCUUACCCAAAUACCAGGUUCUGAGCUACAGACCAGAGUGAUAAAAUGAAUGCCCUUUCCCGUGAGAAUUCAAGUAUUACCAUGUCCAUUUUCCUUACCAUUCUGAUCCCGAAUCCAUGAAUCCCAUCUGCAUGGAAUUUUAAGUAGUAUAAACUCAGAUCAGAAGGCAUUUUAUUUUUCCUGGCUAUCAAAAUUCUGUUGUACUAUCACUGUAUGUUUGCUUACAUGAACUGGGGCUGAUGCUGAUGUUUUCAUUCAUGUUAUGAUUGUCAGACUAUUUAUAGGAAAAUAUUUGUGCAAACUAUUUGCAUUAUCUAAUUUCUUUGCUAUUGUGGCCAUGACAAAUAUCUUGGAGUUUAACUUUAUCAGUGCUUUCCACUGCACUGUUGUACAGCUUUUGUUUCUACAGAGUGACCUUUGUCCCUGGAGCUCCCCAGAGAGCUUGCAGAGCACCCUCCCAUCAUUCUCUGUCCCAUCCGUUUUUAUCCACAUUUUCAUCUCAGUGGUCCCUCUUAUACUUCAUGUAUGCUUUGAUACAUGGUUUGGAAGGAAGUCAAACUUUGUGAGUCAUUUUUAGUAUUGUGUGUUGGGGUGCAACAUAGAAAUUGGAAUUUAUCUCUUAAACUCUUGUCUCCCUUGCCUCUUCCUCCCUUGUGCCUCCCCCUGCCCUCCAUUCCUUUCCACCCUCUCUCCAGGAGGGCAUGGCCAGCCUCCACUUACCUACUCUCUCCUUCUGUCUUUCUCUGCCUCUACUACUCUCUUAACUCCCAUCCCCAUGCCCUAAAUAAACUCUAUUCUAUACUUAAAAAAAAAAAAAAAAAGGAAUUUAGCGUCUAGGUUAUAUUUUGCUGUGCGAUUGUAGCCUAGGAGGCUAGUGUCCAAAGGUAAGAAGUUAGGCUGCCUCUCUAUUAUCUGAGGGUUUCAGAACUCACUCUCAGAUGUCAGAGUUCAGCUUCCUAUGGAACCAGUUUUUCCUAGUCUGUCAGCAAGCAGCAGGGAGGUUGUGCAGAGCAGGUCCGCAGGUGGAGCUGUGUGGCAGGAAGCUGAUGACUGAGCGGGAGGGAAUGGAAUCCCCGGGGCAGGGAUAACGGCAAGAGCAGGACCUUGACCAGAACAGGAAAAAAAUAUUAAAAAUUAAGGUUGAGAAAGCGCUUGCUCACAAAGUGUUUGGGGGAACCACGUGACCCUAAGUAUGGUUUAGUGGGCGGGUCUAGGAGAACAGCUCCUAAGAUCCAGGCCGGAAUGACAGGGACUUCCACCAAUCAACUUUCUACCUUUCGGUUUCUGCGUCCUAGCUGUUUCUGGACCCGGAAAAGUCUCCUCAGAAGCAUUUCCGUGGCAGAGGGCCUGGGAGAGGCGGCAGUCGGCAGCGCAACUGUCGGCACAGCAGCCCGGCGGCCCCGAAAGGUCCCAGGUAUCACACUCAUCAGGUAGUUCAGCUCACCUGUGAAACUGAGAACCCUGGAUGGUGAAGAGAGGAAACUAGCAAAGGAUCCAGGUCUCUAACUGCUCAGUCAGAUCUGCUCACCUGUUAAUCAGAACUAAGAGCCCUGGAUGGUGAACACAGAGGAAACUAUAGCCAAGGAACCAGUUUUGAAGCUCUGAAAUGACUGUUGCCCAUUAAAUAAAGUGUCUUUGACCCAGACUGGAAGCAGCACCAGGCUAUGGUGGUGAACUGAAACAUUUGAACAUGUUCCAAAGAGACUUGAAGUUCUUGUCAUACAGAUCUUUCAUUUCCUUCGUUAGAGUCACGCCAAGGUAAGAGUAACUAGAAGAAUGAACGCCUCUCUCCUAAAUGCUCCUCAGGGUCAGUUAACAUUCAAGGAUGUGGCUGUUGACUUCUCACAGGAGGAAUGGGAAUGUCUUGACUGUGCUCAGAGGGCAUUGUACAUGGAUGUGAUGUUGGAGAAUUACAAUAAUCUGCUUUUUGUGGAGAAUCAAUACAUGUGUCCUGAAUUUGAGAACAUGUUGAAUCAAGAUCUACAGCAUAUUGUCCACGAACAUGCAAAUACCCAAGUGAAAUCUUAUGAAUGUCAUGAGCUUGACAAAAUCAUCCAUGAGUCCACAGGAAGUGCACCUUCUAAAACUAACCUCAGGGCUACAUCUGUUGAAUCAUCAAACCUAAGCAGACAUGAAACUGAAAACAACAGAGAACCUUGCAAAGAUAAAAACCAUGUAAACUGUUUCAAUUUGUGCUCUACCAUUAGUCUAAAUCAAGGAAUCAACAUAGGAAAGAAAGAAUACAAUGGUGCAAAGCUUGAUAAGGUUUUUGACUCUAAAGAAACCCUCAUAUUGAAACAAACCAAAAGUGUAAAGAAACCUUACAAAUGUAGUGAAUGUGAGAAAUGCUUCAUUCAAGUUGGUGAUCUUAGAAAACAUCAGAGAAUUCAUAAAGGAGAGAAACCUUACAAAUGUAAUGAAUGUGAAAAAUGCUUUAGCUACAAAAGCAGCCUUAGAACUCAUCAGAGAAUUCAUACAGGAGAGAAUCCUUACAAAUGUAGUGAAUGUGACAAAUGCUUUUCCCACAAAGGCAGUCUUAGUAUUCAUCAGAUGUAUCAUACAGGCAAGAAACCUUACAAAUGUAGUGAAUGUGAGAAAUGCUUCAUUCAAGUUGGUGAUCUUAGAAGACAUGAGAGAAUUCAUACAGGAGAGAAACCUUACAAAUGUAAUGAAUGUGAAAAAUGCUUUAGCUCCAAAACCAACCUUAGAACUCAUCAGAGAAUUCAUACAGGAGAGAAGCCGUACAAAUGUAGUGAAUGUGACAAAGGCUUUACUCUAAAAUGCAGUCUUAUCAUUCAUCAAGUGUAUCAUACAGGCAAGAAACCUUACAAAUGUAGUGAAUGUGAGAAAUGCUUCAUUCAAGUUGGUGACCUUAGAAAACAUCAGAGAAUUCAUACAGGAGAGAAACCUUACAAAUGUAGUGAAUGUGACAAAAGCUUUACCCAAAAAGGCAGUCUUAGUAUUCAUCAGAGAAUUCAUGCAGGAGAGAAACCUUACAGAUGUAGUGAAUGUGACAAAGGCUUUACUCUAAAAUGCAGUCUUAUCAUUCAUCAAAUAAUUCAUACAGGAGAGAAAACUUACAAAUGUAGUGAAUGUGACAAAUGCUUUUCCCACAAAGGCAGUCUUAAAGUUCAUCUGAGAAUUCAUACAGGAGAAAAUCUUUACAAAUGUAGUGAGUGUGACAAAUGCUUUACAAAGAAAUGGCGUCUUACAAGUCAUCAGACAAUUCAUACAGGAGAGAAACCUUACAAAUGCAGUGAAUGUGACAAAUCUUUUACCCUGAAAGGCAAUCUUAGAGAUCAUCAACGAAUUCAUACAGGAGAGAAACCUUACAAAUGUAGUGAAUGUGACAAAUACUACACUCGAAAAAGCCAUCUUAUUGUUCAUCAGAAAAUUCAUGCUGGAGAAAAACCCUACAAAUGUAGUGAAUGUGACAAAUACUACACUCGAAAAAGCCAUCUUAUUGUUCAUCAGCGCAUUCACAUAGGAGAAAAACCUUACAAAUGCAGUGAAUGUAACAAAUGCUUUACCAACAAAUAUCAUCUUAGAACUCAUCAGAGAAUACAUUCAGCUAAUAAACCUUACAAAUGUAGUGAAUGUGACAAAUGCUUUACUGAAAAAUACAGACUUAUUAUUCAUCAGAGAAUUCAUACAGGAGAGAAACCUUACAAAUGUAGUGAAUGUGACAAGUACUUUACCCGAAAAAGCAGUCUUAAUGUGCACCAGAGAGUUCAUACAGGAGAGAAACCUUACAAAUGUAGUGAAUGUGACAAAUGCUUUUCUCUUAAAGGUGAUCUUAGAAAACAUCAGAGAAUUCAUACAGGAGAAAGAACCUUACAGAUGUGAAUGUGACAUGUGCUUUACCUAAAAAUUCAAUUGUCAUCUUCAUUAGAGAACUCAUACAGGAGAGAAGCCUUACAAAUGUAGUGAAUGUGACAAAUGCUUUACCCAUAAAAGCAGUCUUAAAAUUCAUCAGAGAAUUCAUGCAGAAGAAAAUCUUAAAAAUAUAAUGAAUGUGACAAAUGCUUUAGCCAAAAACAAUCACUUAUCAGAGAAUGCAUACAGUAGACACCUUCACAAAUGAAGUGAAUGAGAAAAAUCCAUUCCCAAAGAAAACCACCUUAGAAUUCAUCAGAGAAUACAUAUAGGAGAAGGAACUUAUAAAUAUUGUAAAUGUUCAAAUCCUUCAGUGUUGGUUCACCACUUAAAAUACAUCAAGAAUGCACUCAGGUUAAAAAAAAAAAAGGAAAAAAAACCCUAUGAAUGUGAUAUAUGAGGAAUGGUCUUUACCCAAAUCUCAGACCUAAGAAAAUACCUGCUAAUUUAUAUUCAGAAAAAAAAAGUGUCCAUUGGAAAAACUAUGACAUGUGCUUUAUUCCAGCGGUAUUGUUUGCAACACUUGAAGCUCUACACUAGAGAAUUAUUACAUAUGCGAGGAAGUUGGAAAAACAUUUAAAUAAUCCUCAAAUCUUAGGAGUGACCCAGGGUUUAUGCUCAGAGAAACUGAAAAUGCAGCAAUGAAGGAAAUCUUUCAUUAAAAGUUUUUACUUGUUCACUUUUAAAUAUGUCAUGAUGGAGAAGCUAAAAGAAUAUGGAGUUGUAUAAACUUUCCUGGAGACUGAAUUGAUCUAUUUCAAAGAGAAGCUGUGAAAUACAUGCCUCAAAAUAGCUAAUGAAACUGACAGCAUUCUGUAUGUUUAACUCAAAGGAACAUACUCAAAUUAUACUUCUUAAAAGAGGAUUUGACAAACUGAGCCACAAAGAUAAGAUGCUCUUUAUCCUGUUCAGAUGCCUACAGAUAAGCGGUUUGCUUCCAAUUUCCACUAUUUAUCAUCUGUAUCUUCUGCUGGUUUUAAGUUUCAGGAUAGCAAUUGUCUUUGAGUCCCUUGUGCUCUCAUUUACUAACUGCUUCCCCUAAGUCCUGUAUGUAACUCCAAUAAAUCUCAUUGGUUUAACAAGUUGAA